Odocoileus virginianus texanus is the source of this 1631-nucleotide messenger RNA. RefSeq names its product SPRY domain containing 7 (gene SPRYD7). NCBI's taxonomy places the organism in Eukaryota, Metazoa, Chordata, Mammalia, Artiodactyla, Cervidae. The record is from RefSeq and is a predicted model, not a curated record. Gene Ontology annotation, molecular function: protein binding.
CCGUAUCUUCCGUUCAGGCUGGCUUCUCCUCGUCCUGCGCUGCGCCCUCCCAGCCUGGGGCGUCGCGGUACCCGCCUCCGCGCUGCGCACUGACCCUCCACACCCCCGCCGCACCUACUCCGGCGCUCGGGCGCGGGCGGGAGGCGGAGCGGAGGGGUCGGGGGCGGUGUCGCCUCAGCCCAGGAGCUGCAGGCGGCGGGGGCGUCGGCGCUGGAGGUCCCCGAGAUAUGGCCGCUUCGGUAUUCUGCUGCCUGCGGUGCUGCAGAGAUGGCGGGACGGGCCACAUCCCUCUGAAGGAGAUGCCGGCCGUGCAGCUGGACACGCAGCACAUGGGAACUGACGUCGUCAUUGUAAAAAAUGGAAGACGAAUAUGUGGAACAGGAGGUUGUUUAGCCAGUGCACCUUUACAUCAAAACAAAAGCUACUUCGAAUUCAAAAUCCAGUCCACAGGAAUCUGGGGUAUUGGCGUUGCAACUCAGAAAGUUAACUUGAAUCAGAUCCCCCUUGGCCGAGAUGUACACAGUCUGGUGAUGAGAAAUGAUGGAGCCCUAUACCACAACAACGAGGAGAAAAACAGACUACCAGCAAACAGCCUUCCACAGGAGGGAGAUGUGGUGGGUAUUACAUAUGACCAUGUAGAAUUAAAUGUAUAUUUGAAUGGAAAAAACAUGCAUUGUCCAGCAUCAGGUAUACGAGGGACAGUGUAUCCAGUUGUUUAUGUUGAUGACAGUGCAAUUUUGGAUUGCCAGUUCAGUGAAUUUUAUCAUACUCCUCCACCUGGUUUUGAAAAGAUAUUAUUUGAACAGCAGAUCUUCUGAAUGUAUUUGUUUUUGAAACUUGUAUUUCUGCACUGUUGAAAGUGUUUACCAUUUAAUAAAGCUUUACCUGACGUAUACAUGAAAAUAUAUUCUUAAAAAUAUGCUUGUUAGUAUUGUCCAAGGAACCAGUGAAUACACUAUACCACCCUGAAGUUGUGAUUUAAAAUACUUAGGUUUUGUGAUAUGAAAUCAGCAUUUGGGGUGGUUUAUUUAACUCUUAUUUAAAUAAAUAUAACUGUGGGUUUAAUUAACAGUAUUAAAUGGAAAUAUGUAUAUAGAUAUUUAAAAGGGAGUCUUUCUUAAUGUAAAAUAUUUGUAUUGAUAGAGACAGAGUCGGGUGGGUUUUUUGGUCAUUCUGAUGUUUAGACCUCAUGAACUGUUUUAAGUCUGCAGUCCAAUAAUUUUGUGUCUCAGUGUCUUUUUUAUAUAGAGUAUAACAAAGUAGCAAAUUUAUAUUAUUGGCAACUUCAGUUUUGGCAAUUUAUUUACUGUAAAAUGUACCACUUUAAAAAUGUUAAUUGCUUGUUUUGUUUGUAUGCUGUUGUUUUUAAUUUUCUUUGUGAAAGGAGAUAAAUGUGGUAGUAACUAUUGGAGCAUUUUGUUGAAGACCAUCAUGCUGUGUUACUUCAAUACCUGAGUAAGUAAGUAGUGGUUGACUGGUGACAUAGUGUACACAGCAGACAUUUAGAAUAGUAUGAUGCCUUCAGUUUAAAUGGAAAUGAGAUUAUUAUUUUAAGGAUUUUAAUUUAAAUGUGCAUUUUUCUGUAAGGAAUAAAAUAAUAGUAAUUAAGGACUAUUCAGUACUAUAUUAAA